Molecule: messenger RNA, 1362 nt
Organism: Talaromyces rugulosus
Lineage: Eukaryota; Fungi; Ascomycota; Eurotiomycetes; Eurotiales; Trichocomaceae
Exons: 2
Coding region: 1-1362 (453 amino acids)
Biological process (GO): ergosterol biosynthetic process; isoprenoid biosynthetic process
Cellular component (GO): cytoplasm
Molecular function (GO): mevalonate kinase activity; ATP binding
Source: RefSeq, a predicted model, not a curated record
AUGAGCAAACCCUCCAACGACAGGCUUUUGCGACUCAAUUCCCCUCGAUGGAGAGCAAUCCCUCAUCGACAAUGGCAUCCACAACAUUCAUGGUGUCUGCGCCAGGAAAAGUCAUUGUCUUUGGUGGAACAUGCCGCGGUGUAUGGUAAGCCCGCUAUUGCUGCAGCCAUCUCCCUUCGGUCAUAUCUUCUCGUCACCAUCUUUCCCAAAUCACGACGACCUACCGCCCAAUUGAAUUUCAGGGAUAUUGGUUUAAACCAUACUUGGGACAUUGAUGCUCUACCAUGGAAUGUUUUCCAUCAACUUCCUUCCAAGCAAAAGUCUUAUAACUCGGUUGUUGUCGACACCCUCGACUCGCAGCUUCUUCAAGCUAUUAUGCCAUCGAAACAUCUUCCAGAGAAGCAGCGGAAAACCCAUCGCCGGCCUGGGAAGCAGUGCCAGUGUUUGCGUUUGCUUGAGCGCAGCGCUGCUCCUUCAGACAGGCACCUGGCCGGACCACCCCACCCAGAUCAGUCUCUUGAAGAAGCAGACAAGCAAAUCGAGUACAUUAAUCGCUGGGCAUUCGUGGGUGAACUGUGUACACACGGAGACCCUAGUGGAAUAGAUAAUACAGUCUCGGCCGGUGGGAAGGCCGUGAUGUACCAGAGAAACGCCUCUGAGACAACAGCAACAACAUCAUCAUCAUCAUCAUCCGUCAUUCGUCUCACCAAGUUCCCCAAGCUACCACUCCUUCUCGUCGACACUCAACAACCACGAUCCACAGCUUUGCAAGUUGAAAAAGUGAAAACGUCAAAAACCAAUUACCCUGAAAUAACAGAGAUGAUCUUGGAUGGGAUUAGCAAACUUGCAACAUCUGCACUGGACCUGAUUUCAUCCGCUGAUUUUGGUUUCCAUGGUGGUGGCACUUCUGAUGCUCUCGGACACUUGGGGGCCUUUAUUGGUAUGAACCACGGGUUCUUGGUUACGUUGGGGGUCUCCCACCCACGUCUAGAGCGUAUUCGCGAGCUUGUGGAUUAUGCGGAUAUUGGCUGGACAAAAAUCACCGGUGCUGGAGGUGGUGGCUGUGCUAUGACGCUCUUUCCCCCCGGUAUCGAGAAUCAAACUAUUGAAGAGCUAGGGCGUAAGUUUGCUGCUGAAGGGUUUCGGACAUAUGAGACUGUUCUAGGUGCUGACGGAGUUGGGGUGCUUUGGCCUGCCGUAUUUCGAAACGACAGUAAUGGAAAGGUUGAUGAGGUGGUUAUUGAUCAGGAAAUGUUUGAGAAUGCUGACGGGGCUGAAGGUAUCAAUCGGCUGGUUGGAGUGGGAGUGCAAGAGAAUCGGCAAGGCUGGAAGUUUUGGACGCGAGAUGCUUCUCCAAGCUGA